GCUGACCGCUAUAAAACCCGCCGCCACGGAGGAAGGGCCAGGAGACCCCGGCCGACUCGCGAGGUGGAUCUCUGCCGAAGAGGGCGGCCGUCGGGCAGGCAGGGCUAGGAGGAAGAAGGGGGAGGGACAGAGCAGCCAAGCAUCGUGUGGGGAUUACUAUUAGUGUUAUCUGUAAGCGAGGGCUUCCCUCCGUUUCUCCGCGAAGAGCGCCCUUCCCUCCACCCUCGCUCGCCUGCCUGCCUCCCUCCCGCUCUUGGCGCUCUCUCUCGCCCAGGCCAUGAUGUUCCCAAGCCUGCUUGCGCCUCCCGCCGUGUACCCCAGUCUCUUGCGACCGACCCCGACUCUCACGUUGCCUCAGACGCUGCAGUCCGCCUUCUCCGGCCCCUCCGGCUUCUUAGUGGAAGAUCUCCUGCGGAUCGGCCGGCCGGCCGGUUAUCCACCCCGAGGAAGCGCCCCGCCGCCCAGCUUGUCUCCCCCGGUCGCCGGCGUCGGGGCCGCCAGGACUGAAGCUGGGAGCUCAGCCGAGCUGGCGAGUGUCGAUUCCUCCGGCGCCAAGACUAGCUGCUCCUCCCGCUCGUCGCUCACUUCCAGCGGGGACGCCACUUUCCUGAAGUUCGGAGUCAACGCCAUCCUGUCCUCACCUCCGCGGACAGAGACUUCUCCUGCGCUGAUCCAGAACGUCCCCGUCAAGACCUUCUCCUUCCCCUACUUCGAAGGCUCCUUCCAACCUUUUAUUAGGUCGUCUUAUUUCCCAGCUUCCUCUGUGGUGCCUAUCCCUGGGACAUUCUCUUGGCCCCUGGCUGCUCGAGGGAAACCUCGCCGAGGGAUGCUCCGUAGGGCAGUUUUCUCAGAUGUACAACGAAAAGCCCUGGAGAAAAUGUUUCAGAAACAAAAAUACAUCAGCAAACCAGAUAGGAAAAAACUGGCAACUAAGCUGGGCCUGAAAGAUUCCCAGGUAAAGAUCUGGUUCCAAAACAGAAGAAUGAAAUGGAGAAACUCCAAAGAGAGAGAACUUCUGUCCUCCGGUGGCUGCCGGGAACAAACGUUACCCACAAAGUUCAACCCUCACCCAGAUCUGAGUGACGUGGGCAAGAAGGGCAUUGGGGAGGAAGAGGAGGAAGCAGGGGCAGUGUCCCCAUUGUACCCAGUCAGCCCAAGAGAUUCUUUAGGUUACCACCAGCCCACAGUUCACACACAUCAGAGAGACAGGUUGGACUCCCAGAUACUCCUCUCCCCCACACACUCCAGUAGUCCCAGUAAACCGUCAGACUUUUCAGACUCAGAAGAAGAGGAGGAGGAAGAAGGGGAGGAGGAGGAAGAUGAGGAGAUCACAGUUUCAUAGAGACCUCCUUACGAAAAAAAAAGAGGACAUUGAGGGGGUUGUUCAUAAAUUAAGGGCUAUUUGAUUGAAGAGGUAAUGCCUUUCCACAUCCAUGCAUUUCAUAUGGAAAAUGCAAUGCUCGCCAUUCAUCUACAAGACUUUUGCAUGCCACAUGCUACAUCUAUCCAAGCUCUGAAGCCUUAGCUGUUACAAUCUGUUAGGUUUUGUCUAAUCAGCCAGCAUUCUUAUUUAAAAAACUAUUUUUAAAACUAGUCUAGAAAUGUUGGAUUCCGAUCCUUAAUGUUCUCAGCCAAACCUGGCCAACACAUCUAGAAGGCAUAUUUCAUUUCAUCUUGUGCCUAUUAAACAUGUAUAUGUGGGCAUAAGGACACAGGUUUUGCCUCUUCGAUUUUCUUAGUCAAACUUUGCUGUCUUUGCAUAGCAGAUAUGAACUGUACACUAUUUUGUAUAUUCGUGUUUUAGGGGUAUUUUAUACCAGGGCUCUUGUAUGUUUACAGGUAAAGCAGAAAGCUUUGUAUAUUUGAUUGUAUAUGAUGGGAAAAUAGGAGACCGAUUGUAUAUAUGUGUUUUGUAAUUUUGUUAAACCCUAAGAGGAGCUUAGAUUUUAGCUAUGUAACUUAUAUAAGAUGUUAUUUUGUAUUCUUGCUGUGUACAGAUUUAAAUAUGUAUAUUUUACA
Molecule: messenger RNA, 2019 nt
Organism: Crotalus tigris (Tiger rattlesnake)
Lineage: Eukaryota; Metazoa; Chordata; Lepidosauria; Squamata; Viperidae
Gene: DBX1
Product: developing brain homeobox 1
Exons: 4
Coding region: 278-1342 (354 amino acids)
Biological process (GO): regulation of transcription by RNA polymerase II; cell differentiation in spinal cord
Molecular function (GO): DNA-binding transcription factor activity, RNA polymerase II-specific; DNA binding
Source: RefSeq, a predicted model, not a curated record